ACAAUGGCUAUUUUCUUCUGUUAAAAGGCGAAUUCCACUUCCUUUCUAUCUUUCUUUUCCAAUAUGAAAAUUCCAACGACUGGACCCAUAAAGAAAAGCAAAGAAAUCGAGAGACAAGGAGAGAAUAAGAAGAAGAAGAAGGAGAUUUUCUGCUAAAAGUAUUAAUUAUGUUUCGUGGGAUCACCUCUCAUGAUUGUUAUUAUUCUCUCCUACUAAUUUCCUUUCUCCUAGUUGCCUCAGCUAUAAGCAGUGCUCAUAGUUGGGGCGUUCUUAACGUCAAGUACAAAUACGCCGGCCGUCAACGUUCGUUUUCUGACUUGAUAGAGCACGACAGCCGCCGUCAACUCCGAAUUCUCGCCGGCGUCGAUCUCCCCUUAGGCGGUUCCGGUCGGCCCGAUGGAGUUGGGCUUUAUUAUGCUAAAAUAGGGAUAGGAACACCUCCGAAGGACUACUAUGUGCAAGUAGACACAGGAAGUGAUAUAAUGUGGGUUAAUUGUAUUCAAUGUAAAGAAUGCCCCAAAAGAAGCUCUCUUGGUAUAGAUCUUACUUUGUACGAUAUUAAGGACUCUGCCACUGGCAAGUUGGUUUCAUGUGAUCAAGAGUUUUGUUAUGCCAUAAAUGGAGGUCCAUUGGCUGGUUGUACAGCUAAUAUGUCCUGCCCGUAUCUUGAGAUAUAUGGAGAUGGGAGCUCCACUGCAGGAUAUUUUGUAAAAGACAUUGUGCUAUAUGAUCGAGUGUCUGGUGAUCUUGAAACAUCGUCUGCAAAUGGAAGUGUUAUAUUUGGGUGUGGUGCUACACAAUCAGGGAAUCUAGAUUCAUCUAAUGAAGAAGCACUUGAUGGAAUACUUGGUUUUGGAAAAUCUAAUUCGUCAAUGAUUUCCCAGCUUGCUUCAUCUGGAAAAGUGGAAAAGAUGUUUGCUCACUGCUUAGACGGAGUCAAUGGAGGUGGUAUCUUUGCUAUUGGGCACGUUGUGCAACCAAAAGUCAACAUGACUCCGUUGGUACCAAAUCAGCCACAUUACAAUGUCAAUAUGACAGCAGUUCAAGUUGGUCAUGAUUUCCUAAAUCUUACGACAGAUAUAUUUGAGGCAGGAGAUCGAAAAGGGACAAUAAUAGACAGUGGAACAACCUUGGCAUAUCUCCCUGAAAUGGUUUAUGAGCCAUUAGUAAGUAAGAUACUUUCUCAGCAGCCUCAUUUGAAGCUUCAAACUGUUCAUGAUGAGUAUACAUGUUUUCAGUACUCUGCAAGUCUUGAUGAGGGAUUUCCAAAUAUCACUUUCCAUUUUGAAAAUUCAGUCAUUCUGAAGGUUUAUCCACAUGAGUACCUAUUCCCCUUUAAUGGUCUGUGGUGCAUUGGAUGGCAAAACAGUGGAAUGCAAUCCAGGGAUCGAAAGAAUAUGACCCUCUUGGGAGGUUCUUCAAGCAUACAAGUACUGGAUGAACGGACUGGAACAGUGCAUUUAGUAGGUUCCCACUAUUUAUCUUCUGCUUGCCAUUUGAAUGCCCAGUUUAUAAUAAUUUUGAUUUUGUUAGCUACAUUACUACACUAUCUGGACAACUGAUAUUCAAUAGACAAUACAAAAUAUACUAACUGUUAAUUGAGAUAAAGAAAUUAAAUAUAAAAAUGAAAUCAAGAGAUUCAUCUU
Molecule: messenger RNA, 1646 nt
Organism: Theobroma umbraticum
Lineage: Eukaryota; Viridiplantae; Streptophyta; Magnoliopsida; Malvales; Malvaceae
Product: Eukaryotic aspartyl protease family protein
Biological process (GO): proteolysis
Molecular function (GO): aspartic-type endopeptidase activity
Source: RefSeq, a predicted model, not a curated record